AUGCUGCAGCUUCUGAAUAUUUACCCAGAUAUAGACGUCAAAAAAAGUGCUCUUACUGUUGCUAAGAGACACCUGUGGUAUCUGUCAGAAAGAAACGUAGGAUUAGCUUUUUUGGAUGAACGUAUUAGUCAGAUUGAAAAGACAAAUAUGACUAAACAUUUAGAACCCCAACUUCCGAAUGAAACGAUUAGAUGUGAUUCUCUAAUAAGUCAAGUGGACGCUCUUAAGGUAGUGAAUGAUACCGCAGAAAGAGGAAUUGCUGUAAUAAAGAAAUUUAACGAAUGGGUCAGAGAUGAAAAACAAAAACAAUUUUUGCUGAGGGUAAUAGAGCAUCAUAGAAAAGUUAUCACCAAGCGAACUAAACAAAGGAUUACAUCGUUUAAAGUUGAAUAA
This is a messenger RNA of Psylliodes chrysocephalus, 393 nucleotides long. The record is from the annotation of a GenBank genome assembly. NCBI's taxonomy places the organism in Eukaryota, Metazoa, Arthropoda, Insecta, Coleoptera, Chrysomelidae.